Messenger RNA from Drosophila sechellia, 474 nucleotides. RefSeq lists its product as uncharacterized. The transcript is spliced from 2 exons. NCBI's taxonomy places the organism in Eukaryota, Metazoa, Arthropoda, Insecta, Diptera, Drosophilidae. The record is from RefSeq and is a predicted model, not a curated record. The coding region runs from base 79 to 426 and encodes 115 amino acids.
CGAGCAUUUGCUGUCACACAGAAAUAGCCAAUUUCGAAGUCGAUCAGUAGAAACCUAAAAUCAAUUCUCUGAAAAAAAAUGACGUGCGAAGUGCAGAAUUUCAUAGAUGGCAUGUCGCAGACUUUUUGUAAGCACAAAGAGAUGCGCAAAUGCCAAAUGCUCGAGAUCCUGGACAAAGUGCGUUCCUGCGAUUGCAGGCACAAAAAAAGGCUAAACAACUGCUGGAUGCUCAAGUCUGGACGCCGGCAACCCGCAUCCAAGGGCUGGACCCUCUACCUCGUCGCCGCCUGCUUCGGUUUGCUCCUGCUCAUGAUCAUCUAUGUGAUCCAUGUGGCCAGAAGGUACAAUCAUGUACGGGCCUACGGCAGCAGCGCCUGCGGAUCCACUUUGUUCUACAGCUACACGGACUGCGAUGUGUUCUACUAGGGAUUACUAACCAAGCUCACUUAUAUUUUGACUUAAUUGUUCAAUAAA